UCAAAUUUUUUUAGACAUUGCCACGAUUUUGCACCUGAACUCAUACCUCCACUUACACCCAAGAUACCGUGCAUAGGCCAGAGAAGGUCAGAAUUGAACGAUGGAAGACCUCGAGCAGCAACGGCAUGCAGCCAACAACGAACUCCCAUCAGAGCGAAAAGAAAAACUACCACGUGCAGACUUCGACCCGGACAAUUCCUCUACCACGGACGUCGGUGACGCCCCAGCGAAGGCGCUUUACCCAGAACAAGACCUUUCAUGCGGAAUAAUAGGAUGGGAUGGGCAGAAUGACCCUGCCAACCCUCAGAACUUUGCUAAGACCCGAAAGUAUGGCUUGCUGGGCCUCGUCAGUGCUAUGACCUUGGUCUCUCCUUUGGCAUCCAGCAUGUUUGCCCCGGCAGUGAGCUACAUGGCAGAGGAUUUCCACGUCACAAACGAGACAUUGCUUUCCUUUAGUGUUAGCAUUUACCUCUUGGGAUAUGCGCUCGGUCCCCUACUCUUAGCUCCCCUAAGUGAGAUCUACGGGCGUCGGGUUGUUCUCAGCGCUGCCAACUGGUUUUUCGUUGUCUGGCAGAUCGGAUGUGCUCUUGCCCCAAACAUUGCGUCCCUAGUCGUGUUCCGCUUCUUUGCGGGAAUCGGUGGCGCCGGGUGCAUCACGCUCGGAGCUGGUGUCAUUGCGGACCUUUUUCCUGUCGAACAACGUGGAAUGGCCACAUCGAUCUGGGGAGUCGGUCCCUUGAUUGGACCUGUAGUCGGGCCGAUUUGCGGCGGCUUUGUUGGAGAGGAUCUCAGCUGGCGCUGGGUGUUCUGGAUCCUACUGAUUAUCAGUGGUGCCUUUGCGUUUGGAAUCGAAUGUCUCAACCGGGAGACCUAUGCUCCCGUCCUUAUGCGUUGGAAGACGGCAAAAAUGGCAAAGCAAUUGAACAGAACCGAUCUCCGCAGUGCAUAUGAUCUCGAUAAAGAUGAUGGAGUAUCCGCUCUUCAAACCUUGGAGCUGGGACUUAAGCGUCCGAUGCUACUGCUCUGCAAGUCGCCCAUAGUGUUGCUUCUCUCCAUAUACAUGUCCCUCGUCUAUGGUCUCUUGUACCUGUUCUUCACAACCAUCACAUCUGUCUUCGAAGAACAAUACGGCUUCUCAACUGGCCUUUCUGGUCUCGCGUACCUGGGUAUUGGAGUCGGAUUCUUUAUUGGACUCGCAGCCGUUGCCAUGACUAACGACAAGGCUGUGGUGAAGUUGACUGCCCGAAACAAAGGUAUAUUCGAGCCGGAGAUGCGUCUUCCCACUAUGAUUUUCUUUUCGUGCAUCCUCCCAAUCAGCUUCUUCUGGUACGGCUGGACAGCCGCGAAGCAUGUACAAUGGAUCGCGCCGAUCAUCGGAAUGGCCCCUUUCGGUAUUGGCAUGAUGGGUAUCUAUCUGCCCAUUCAGACAUAUGUCAUUGAUUGUUACCCUGCAUAUGCGGCAUCUGCAAAUGCCACAUUGACCGCUACACGUUCGUUGGUGGGUGCUCUGCUGCCACUUGCUGGCCCCAAAUUGUUCGAGUCCUUAGGUCUUGGAUGGGGAAACUCGCUGCUGGGCUUCAUAGCAUUGGCUUUCGUUCCCACACCCAUAAUUUUCAAUCUUUACGGCAAGGCGAUUCGAGAGAAGUUCCCAGUCAAGCUGGAUGGGAAAAAAGCAUGAGUUAGUGGGCUUCACGUAGUUAAGCCAUUGGUGGCUGAGUCGCUCACCGGGUCAUGACUGAGAGCAUGUCUCCACCUGUUAGAAGUCGUAUGUAUAGCAAAUCUCAUA
This is a messenger RNA of Paecilomyces variotii, 1786 nucleotides long. Its product is annotated as putative MFS multidrug transporter. Lineage: Eukaryota; Fungi; Ascomycota; Eurotiomycetes; Eurotiales; Thermoascaceae. The transcript has 2 exons. Gene Ontology annotation, molecular function: transmembrane transporter activity. Gene Ontology annotation, cellular component: membrane. The record is from RefSeq and is a predicted model, not a curated record. Bases 101 to 1678 code for a protein of 525 amino acids. Gene Ontology annotation, biological process: transmembrane transport.